AUGCUAUACACACUAUCGCCAUCACUCAACUUACCGAGACAACGCCGAGAAAAAUUACAAUUAUUAAUCAUUCAAAAUUUACAAAUUGUACUGGUAAUGGUAAUGUUACACAGGCAUCGUUUACAGUUCGCAAAGGGUGUUCAGAAUGUUACCUGUGAAACAUUAAAUGUUACAAGUUUAGAAGCCAGUGUUCGAAUUGUUAUUCUGAUUCCGAAACCGAGUCAUCGUCAUGUGAAAAGUGGUGCAGCAGCAGCUAGAGUUGAUGUUGGUAAGCGUCGAACAGUCACAACAAUUCGUGUCCUUCUUCAACAACAGACAGUAAAUGGUCUUAAAAGUGGAAAAUAUUCCGGCAUAAUUGCUGCCGGUAGCCAUAGUUUCAAUGGGAAAACAAUGACAAUUGAAUACGAAUUAAAUUACGGCACAAGUAAAGGCGCAUGUGCUACUCCUAAUAAUGAACGACAUGCUGGUGGACUGAAAGAAGUUAAUGGAACGGGUAUAUUAACAGUUGAAUAA
Didymodactylos carnosus is the source of this 513-nucleotide messenger RNA. NCBI's taxonomy places the organism in Eukaryota, Metazoa, Rotifera, Eurotatoria, Philodinida, Philodinidae. The record is from the annotation of a GenBank genome assembly.